AUGGCCGAUAAAGGAGCACAAGGAGAAAAGGCCGAGCGAUUGCUUGCUGCUGGCCCCCAUGGGCAUCAGAUUCCGGCAGCAAAAACACAGGGAGCCGCAACUGGCGGUGUUCAACUCUCGGCAACGGCAAAUCAAUUUGUUGAUAAGAUUGAUCCUUUCUCAAAACGUGGAACAAGCCGGCGAAGGCGCAUUGUGAAUAGCAGCCGUUAUCAUCCAGAGAAUGAGCCAGAGCUUACACAACUUCCGCUUAUUAAAGACACUCCACCAGCCGAGCAGACAGCCCUUGUUGUGCAAAAGUUAAUUCAGUGCCAGAGAAUCUUUGACUUUUACGACCCAGUUGCACAAUUGAAGUCUAAAGAAAUCAAGCGCGCCGCUUUGAAUGAGUUGAUCGAUCACAUCACCACUGUGAAAGGAGCCAUUGUCGAGCAAAUCUAUCCUGAGGUUAUCAAAAUGGUCUCGAAAAACAUUUUCCGAGUGCUUCCGCCCUCGGAUAACUCUGAAUUUGAUCCAGAAGAAGACGAACCAACGCUUGAAGUUUCUUGGCCUCAUCUACAGCUUGUUUACGAACUUUUCCUACGCUUUUUGGAGUCACCAGACUUCCAAGCCUCAAUCGGAAAGAAAUACAUUGAUCAACGAUUUGUCCUGAACUUACUCGACCUGUUUGAUUCGGAAGACCCCCGCGAACGUGAUUUUUUGAAAACGGUCUUGCAUAGGAUUUAUGGAAAAUUUCUCGGACUUCGAGCUUUCAUUCGCAAACAUAUCAACAAUAUGUUCUUAUCAUUUGUCUACGAAACUGAGUCGUUCAAUGGAGUUGGUGAACUUCUUGAAAUUCUGGGAAGUAUUAUUAACGGGUUUGCAUUGCCGCUGAAGGCUGAGCACAAACAAUUUCUUGUCAAGGUUCUUUUACCAUUGCACAAGCCCAGAUGUCUGUCUCUUUAUCAUGCUCAGCUGGCUUAUUGCGUUGUUCAAUUUAUCGAAAAGGAUUCUACGUUGACCCCGCAAGUUUUUGAUGCUCUACUUAAGUUCUGGCCACGCACUUGCUCGAGCAAGGAAGUGAUGUUUUUGGGCGAAGUUGAAGAAAUUUUGGAUAUUAUUGAACCGGAACAGUUCAAAAAGAUCAUCGAUCCUCUUUUCCGGCAAUUGGCCAAAUGCGUUAGUAGCCCUCAUUUCCAGGUAGCAGAACGAGCUUUGUAUUUCUGGAACAAUGAGUACAUUUUGUCUUUGAUUGAAGAGACGAGCUCUCAAGUUAUGCCAAUAAUGUUUCCGGCCCUCUAUCGAAUCUCAAAAGAACAUUGGAACCAGACAAUUGUUGCUCUCGUCUACAAUGUAUUGAAAACUUUUAUGGAGAUGAAUGGCAAACUUUUUGAUGAGCUGACCUCAACUUACAAGAUGGAACGACAAAAGGAGAGAAAGCGCGAAAAAGAUCGUGAUGAGCUUUGGAAACGGCUAGAAGCGAUUGAGCUUGGAGAGGUUGAUGCUGAACAGGCCAAGAAGCUCUUGUCUGGACCUUCACUCACGAGCUUUCUGACUGAAAAGCAUGCUGAUGUUUCUGGCUCAAACGCGAAUGAAAAAAGCCCAACGGCUGUGAAAAAAGCAAAUAGUUGGGAAUGUUCGAUGUUUCAUUCUGUACAGUUCAGAAAUUUUGGAUCAUCUUUCAACGACAGAAAAACA
Messenger RNA from Mesorhabditis belari, 1671 nucleotides. Lineage: Eukaryota; Metazoa; Nematoda; Chromadorea; Rhabditida; Rhabditidae. The record is from the annotation of a GenBank genome assembly.